Rotaria sp. Silwood2 is the source of this 858-nucleotide messenger RNA. The record is from the annotation of a GenBank genome assembly. NCBI's taxonomy places the organism in Eukaryota, Metazoa, Rotifera, Eurotatoria, Philodinida, Philodinidae.
AUGGCAUGCUUAUCAACGCCAAACACAAAUGAUCAAUUUACACAAGCAUGGUUUGGUACAGCUAUGUAUAAUUUUGAUUAUUUUCAAGCAACUGAAAUAACAUAUAGUUCUAGUAAUAAUACACUAGCAUUUACUCCUAAUCCAAGUUCAUCUUAUGGAAGUUUUUGGCAAAGUGAUUUAAUAUCGUCGAAUGCUACUAUCAAUUCUUUUUCACGUUCGACAGAAUCAUGGAUAUUGAAGAUAGCUGGUGAUGGAGCAUCAUGGGGUUAUGCUGUUUAUUAUGGAUGGCCAUCUUUAGUAGAAAAUACUCAAGGUAAUGUAACAGCAGCUAGUAAUUGGUUUGGACAAUUUGGUUUAAUCGUUUUUGGUGAUGGAAUCUGGAAGACUACACAUGGUGAUCAUGUGAAAACAAAAGCUAUCAUGAAGAAUUUGAUUCGUCGUGGUAAAAAAGUAUUUGGAUAUGUUGAUCUCGGUGUUACUACACAAAACUUAAAUAUAAAACAAAUGCGACAAGCUGUUAAUGGUUGGUCAGCAAUGGGUGCUAAUGGUAUAUUUUGGGAUGAUGCUGGUUAUGAUUAUGGUGUGACACGAAAACGUCAAUCGAAUAUGAUUCAAUAUUGUCAUUCAAAAAAGAUGAAUGUUAUUAUGAAUGCAUGGAAUCCUGAUGAUGUAUUUGCUGGAACUAAUGUUGCACUUAAUUCAAACGAUACAUAUUUACUUGAGUCUUAUUUAGUUUCUAAUGGAAACUAUCUUUCAUUAACAGAUUGGAAAAUAAAAGCUGAUAAAUGUGCUAAGUACCAAAAGUUUUUAAAUGUUAAAAUGACAUGUUUAUCAACGCCANCGAUCUUUUUUUAUUGA